AUGGCGGCUGCAAUGGCGGAGUUGACUCGCCAAAACCAAGAGUUAAGAAUGGAGAUUAAUCAGAGAAGACAAACACGUGAGGAGCGUGAAGGAGGACAAACACAGGGUCAUGGUGAAAAUACUGAAAUUGGAAGUCAAUUAAGAGGCACUACCUCACGGACGGUACCACACUUGAAAGAAGAGAUGGACCAAAUGAAGAAAGUCAUGGAGGAAAUGAAAGAGAACAUGAGGAGGACGAAUCCUAUAGAAGAUUUGGUCCACAGAACUGAUUCUCCCUUUACGGCUUCCAUCAACGGUCAUCCUCUACCAUCAAAUUUCAAGUUGCCUUCUCUGGAUUCAGCCUUCCCUACCACCCUCAAAGGUCCGGCACGAGUCUGGUUCAGCAAAAUACCCCCAAGUUCUGUAAGUUCUUUCGAAGAGUUGAGCAAGUUGGUUGUUAACAAUUUCAUCGAGGGAGAGAGACACAAGCGUUCCUCAUCCAGCUUGUUGACCAUAGAGCAAGGGGAGAAUGAGAGUCUGCGGUCAUUCAUCACUCGCUUCAACAGAGAAGCCUUGAGUGUGGACGAGGUAGACGACAAGCUUCUAUUGACGGCCUUCCAUAAUGGGAUUAAUUCUGAUCUAUUUAUCCACAAGCUAUAUGAGAAAGAGCCUCAAACCAUGGCUGAACUAGUCCAUUCGACUCAAAACUUUAUGAAUGCAAGAGAUGCGAUCAUAGCCAAGAAGAGGAAAAGAGCUGAAAGGAUGGAAGCGCACCCAACACGCCACUCAGAAUAA
Molecule: messenger RNA, 774 nt
Organism: Quercus robur (English oak)
Lineage: Eukaryota; Viridiplantae; Streptophyta; Magnoliopsida; Fagales; Fagaceae
Exons: 2
Coding region: 1-774 (257 amino acids)
Source: RefSeq, a predicted model, not a curated record